CUGAAGAGCAGGAAGUCAGAUCAAAGCGAGCGAGGACCAAAUGAGAGGAGAACAGAAACUCUAAAGUUAAGUAGUCACGUAUAGACACUGCCCUACAACAUCAGAUUUUCUUUUAACUUGGACAAGAUGUUUAACAAUUCUGACAGUGAUGACAGCGAUGAGACCAAUUACCGCCGCAAGCCAUUUAUCUCGAUGUUUAACAAUUCUGACAGUGAUGACAGCGAUGAGACCAAUUACCGCCGCAAGCCAUUUAUCUCGAAAAAGCAGACUGCCAGAAACAAUGAAUCUGGGGAGACGUCACAAGCUUGUGACAAUGCUCAGACACACAGAACAGCCAAAAACAAGCCUAAUAUACCACCCAACAAAAAAUGGAAGCCGAUGGACCUUCUGAGCCCCUUGCAACAGAGUCCUAAAAAGCAGAAUGCCAGAAACAAUGAAUCUGGGGAGACGUCACAAGCUAGUGACAAUGCUCAGAAAACGACGGCUCAUUCAAUUAAGAAAGAAGCUGAAGAGGAACCCUCAAAAGAUCUGCAGCAGGAAGCCGAAGAGAAAAAACAUUCUUUCCGGUUUUGUCUAAACUCUGAGAUAUAUUCAGUGGCGUGUAAAACAUCCAUGACUGUGCUUGAGGCUCUUAAUACAAGCAAAAUGUUCAGGAACAAGAAAAACAAAAAUAAGAACAUACAGAAAGAAAUACUCAUCCAAAGAUCCAAAGGAGAAGUUCCUAGAGCUGCUGUGAAGACUGAUUUCCCCUGCUGUCUUAUUGAAAAAGAUGAGAUCUUAGAUAUAACCUUCAUCCAAAAGGAUGAAAAUGGUUCUAUAAAUCAACAAACAACUGCAGAUCCUUCACUCCUCAGUAAAAGAAGUAAACCUGAAGCAUUAGUCACCUUUUGGGUUAAGAAAGACGGAGGACCAUCAGUAAAAUAUUUACUGAAGAGCAAAGCUUUGAGGAAUAGGGUUUGUUAUGUUUGUGUGUUUGCAUUCAAAGGAGAGAAAGUCAAAACUGCUCUUAAACGUGAUGGACGGUUCAAAGAUGUCAUUUUCAGGAAAGAAUGUGGACUUUCUGAGUUUGGUAUGGACACAAUACAUGAAUCGUCAAUACCUGUGGAGGAUCUUGACAGAAAGUCUUUCCAGAUAGUUGUCAUCAGUGACAACAAUCUGCCAGACAGUCAGGAUGAUGAGACUCAUGUCAAAACUGAGCCUAAUGUAGCUUCAGAUUCUGAUGUGGCAGAAAAGGCCGGCCCAAGCCAGAAUCCCAUCAACAUUAAGCAAGAAAAAAAAGAUGGAAGCACAACAAAGUCAACCAAUCCCUCAGCUAAGCAGUAUGCAGCUAAACCCAUAGACAAAUCUGAAGAGAUUCUGGGAAUUCUGCGUUCCCAGUUUAAAGAUUUAGUGGAGACUGUAAAGCAGCGAGAGAACCUAAAGAACAAUUCUCAGGUCCAAACGUUCUUCAGAGCAGAAUAUGGUAAAAGUGUUGAGAAUUUCUUGGAGGUGAAGAAAGUGAAGAAGCUCAUGAAACACUCUGACUCUGUGUGUCAGAUUCGAGUUGGGGGGUCCGCCAUUGGAACUGGCUUCUUACUCUUCGACAGAUUCAUCCUCACUAAUGCUCAUGUUAUUGGGAUCUCGAAUGACCAAUUGAGAGUUAACUUUGCAGAGUACACCGCUGUAUUUGAUUAUGAAGACCUGGAUUCACAGAUCAAGCGCAUAACAGUUAAACAUCUCACAGCUUACUUUUAUGGGAAGGAUGAGAGUGGAAGGCAUCUUGACUAUGCUCUUCUUGAGUUGGAUGAAGUUGAUGAAAUUGCAGACUGUCCUGAAUUGCUCAGUUGUUACAGUCCAAACAUUCCUAAUGACAGAGUUCAGAUCUGCAUUGUGGGACAUCCAGGAGAAGGGGUCAAGAAAAUGGACCCGUGCAUCAUCAUUGAGAGAGAGAAACUACAAGAGGCUGUAGAUAAACACAACUCUGAGAAUGCCAAUUUCAUUCAUGUGAUGAAACAACAGUCUUUGGCUGAGAAAUGGGAACCACAUGACAACCAGAUCCAUUAUGACUCUUGUUUCUUUCAUGGAUCUUCUGGCUCUCCAGUUUUUGAUGUAGACUGCAAACUGAUUGGUGUGCACACUGGUGGCUAUGUGUACAAAAGAGAAAAAACUAAAACUUGGAGCAUUAUGGAAUAUGCCUAUUCCCUGCAGCCCAUCCUGGAUCACAUAAAAGCACAGGCUAAGAUAAAAGGUUUGCAUUAUAUUGUCAGUAUCUUAGAGCCCUACACCAAUAAAAGCAACAUGAUUGGAGCUGCAGAGCAAGAGAAUCAGACUGACAUUGAGAUGCGCAGUGCAGAGUCUGAAGAGUCUUGAAUGGAUCUGUCCACACGUCUAUGCUGUUUCUGUUUUGUUUUUUUGGGGAAGGACUGCAAAAUCUUCCAGUCUGAGAAACAUAAUUUUAGAUUAAAGAUUUUCAUUCUCAUUAUAGGGUUUCACUUUUCAUAUAAUUUUUUAGAGAUGAUUGUGUGUUUAACAGUAGAAGUUGCACUCCGUUUCCAUAAUUUUUGACAAAUGUCAAGUCAUGUAUCUCACCUGUGGCUGUGGGUGUUUGUGGACCUGACAUGUGCAAAGACAGCAGCUAAUGGACAUUAUUUAUUUUGCAGAGACAAAAGAUACAGUUUUUUUUGCUCAUUGUUCAUUCACAGUUCAUUUAUUUUAUUUUAUUUACAUUGUUAUUCAUAUAUACUUGUGUAUUAAGAUACAUUCAUUAACAUCAGUUUUUUUUGGUAAUGUUUUUACUUUACAUUUGUGUUGAGGUUUUAUGCUGAUUUUACAUUGAUUUAUCUGAAUUUUGCUUUUGUUGUAAGCGAUCAUGUUCAGUCAUCCACAUCAGUCAUCUCUGAAUCACAAAUUAAUCAAUUUGACAGAAUCACUGUAAUAUGAGACAAGAAUACACAGCUACCAUCAAAUGUGUAUCUCCACUACAGUAAAUACAUUUAGAACAUUUAGAGUUUGUUAAAGGGUAAUUUCAGCAGAUCACUGUUCUUCAUGCUUUCAUGAUGAAUUUAGCAUUAGAAUGUACCUUGUGUGAUUCAUGUGUUGGUGUGUGUUGAUCAUGUCGAGAAGCUUUGAGGAUCUUCAGUUUGUUGGGUCUGGAAAAUUCUGUGAAUGUCCUAUAAAGAAGACAUAUAAUCACAAUUAAU
Molecule: messenger RNA, 3179 nt
Organism: Megalobrama amblycephala (Wuchang bream)
Lineage: Eukaryota; Metazoa; Chordata; Actinopteri; Cypriniformes; Xenocyprididae
Product: serine protease FAM111A-like
Exons: 8
Coding region: 127-2349 (740 amino acids)
Source: RefSeq, a predicted model, not a curated record